UAGUCAAACAGUUACUUCGUGGCCAUCUUACUAAACUGACGGAUUUUUUGGCAUGCGCGCUACUGCAGCCAAAAACCAGCGAGUUACUUCAGUUGGUUAAACAUUACAAUAUUUUAAUUAUACUAUACGCUGUAGAGAACUACAAAUUUUCGUUUUGAGCAGGAAACUGAAAUUCUUUUUAAAUUGAAAAUCAAAUUAAAUUGAAAAUUUAAUUCAAAAAGUAGUUAAAUUUAAUUAAAUCGAUUUGUGUGAAGAUUAGUGAUUUUCGAGAAAAAAAAAUCAAACGUCUAACGGCAACUAACAGCUGCAAAAGUAAGUUUACAUACAUUUUUGCCGUUAUAAACAACUUGAAUACCAGCUGUCAGCAUUGGAGCAAUGAAACGAUUUAUAACUGCCGCCAAGCUCUUGAUCUUCACGGCCGCAAUCACCGGCUGGUGGUCCAUUGAUGUCGUGGCCGAGUCCUCGACCUUGCAGACGGCCAAGCAAUGGAAGUUGUUCACCUACAACUUCCUACCGCAUGCACCGAUACACGAUUUGAAUUUCUAUAAUCCAUCCAAUGUGCUAGCAACCGGUAUUGCCGUCUCACACGACCGGAUUUUCAUAGCUACGCCGAAAUUGUUCUCUGGCGUCUCGUCGACCAUCAAUGUGGUGUCGAAGGCAGAAUUUGGCGAUUCGCCGGUGCUGCAGGCCUACCCAGACUGGACAUUCUCUACCACCGGUCGCACAGAUUUUAAUUGCAGCGAUUUGGUGUUGGUCUCUGUAUAUCGCAUGCGUAUCGAUUCGUGCAAUCGCUUGUGGCUUCUAGAUGCUGGUGUGUCGCGUUCGCUCGAAGACUACGAAAUCACUUGUCCGCCAAAGAUUUUAAUUGUUGACUUGAAUACCGAUCAGGUGGUGCGUCGUGUGGACUUUCCCAAGGAAAUUCUUCGUGGCGAGUCUCUGUUUACGAAUUUAGUCAUUGACGAGACGACCUCCAAACUUGGCAACUGUGACGAUGUAUUUGCGUACAUAUCAGACACUGUGGAACCGGGCAUUAUCGUCUACGAUAGUGGUCGCGAUGUUACAUGGCGUGUAUCACACCCGGCUAUGUACCCCGAUCCAGAUUUUGCACAGUCCGAGAUUUUGAACGAUCGCUUUAUAUUGAUGGAUGGCGUUGUGGGCUUGGCAUUCGAUCCCAAAUUGGGUGUGUUAUACUUCCAGCCAUUGGCAACGGAUCGUCUAUUCUCCGUCACUAAGGAAGUGUUACGUGCCGGUCCCCUCGCACAAAACGAAAUUCUCAAAGUAAAAUUAGUCGGCAAGAAGUCAUCACAGGGCAUCGGUCUUACCAUUUCACCCAUCGAUGGUAGCGUUUUAUUCAGUCCCUUAACUGAAACCGCCAUAGCUGCAUGGACGCCAAGUAAUAAUAAUCAAAUUGUGCUUGCGCACGAUCGUGAUCGUUUACAAUUUGUGGCUGACAUGACAACAACACCACAUGAACCGGGCGUUGUCUAUGCUGUCUCUUCAAAAUUCCAUCGUUUCUUUUUGAAAAACCUGAAUCAUAAUGAGAUUAACAACCGAAUCUUACGUUUGCCAUUAAUCGGCGAAUACGGCACAACGCACAGCUCCAGCGCUCCGACCAUCGCUUUGCAGACGAUCAACAAAGCCUCCAACUAUUACGGUAGUCCGUAUAAAACGAAUGCUCUGCAUAAAACGAAUGUCGUUAGUUUUGGCAAUUAUGUCUAUAAUGGCCUACAAGGACCGACGAAGUCGCAGACACCAUACAAUUAUGAAACUGUGGGACUAAUCAAUUUCUCCGCACGCAAUCCAUUCACCGCACUAAAUGCGGGCGAGAACUUCCCGCCACGCAAAGAGCAGCGUUCAAACGAUCUGCGACCCUCCUAUCUGGAUAGCUUGAAUAGCAGUGAAGGCGUACUGGCAGGUCGUGGGCUGCGUUAUCUCAUACCGACCACCACAUCUCCCGCCACACACAGCAGCUUACACACGUCGGUGUUGCCUUUUGGUUCCGAUUAUACACUGCGUCGUCAUUUACGUAAUACCGAAGGUCAGCUGGUAACCGAGAAAGCUGAGUCGUCAACAGCAGCUAUUAAGGGCUAACAGUAAACAGCUGCUGAAGUGAUGUGAAGUUUAAAGUCAAAAUUUGUGUGCCUCAAUAAUUUAUAUGCUUGUACUUACAUAGUAUGUAUAGUAUGUGCAUGUAGUACAUAUUCUCUAUUUAUUGGGAACAGUACCGGGUGCUGGGUACAGCUUUUUUCUGGGGGAUGUUGCUGAGAAACGUAAUUUAUGUACAAUGUGUGUAUGUAUGCAUGUUAAAUUUAUUAGUUUAUUUAGUAAAACUUUAUAUUUUAUUGUUUUGAGU
Ceratitis capitata (Mediterranean fruit fly) is the source of this 2353-nucleotide messenger RNA. Its product is annotated as major royal jelly protein 1. The transcript has 5 exons. Bases 376 to 2091 code for a protein of 571 amino acids. The record is from RefSeq and is a predicted model, not a curated record. Gene Ontology annotation, cellular component: extracellular region. NCBI's taxonomy places the organism in Eukaryota, Metazoa, Arthropoda, Insecta, Diptera, Tephritidae.